Bipolaris zeicola 26-R-13 is the source of this 483-nucleotide messenger RNA. RefSeq lists its product as uncharacterized. The record is from RefSeq and is a predicted model, not a curated record. The transcript has a single exon. NCBI's taxonomy places the organism in Eukaryota, Fungi, Ascomycota, Dothideomycetes, Pleosporales, Pleosporaceae. The coding region runs from base 1 to 483 and encodes 160 amino acids.
AUGCCCCGGCAGCCUCUCGAUCAGGUAGCAAUGGUCUUGACGGACUACAAUUUCAACCAUGUACUCAGCCUACCAUACCCCCUCUUCUUGGUCGCAUGGUGGCUGAGAAAGCCCCUGUCGACAUGUCAACAGUCGCCACAUGGAGAAGCGGGGUGUAGUCUACAUUUCCUCUCUAUUACUAUGGACAUCUUGUGUCCAAGGUUCAAGCCGAGCCAGCGCAAUCCAAGGUACAUAGCCAUUCUCCUCGGAGACCUUGGUGGCAACUGGGGUUUUUUUUUAAAAGCGCGCAUAAUGCGUUACUAUGACGGACGCCUCUGCCUACGCCAGGCUGUGCAAAAGCAAAAAAAGUCAUGUAAGCCUAUGUAUGGGUGUACAGAUGGCACUGUGCUUGGCAUGUAUGUGUGUGCCGUCUUUCACAAUCAAGGACCGAGGUCUCACAACGAACAACCCAGCUUAGUCCCCGACCCGUAUAUGCAGCUUUAG